Molecule: messenger RNA, 3196 nt
Organism: Artibeus jamaicensis (Jamaican fruit-eating bat)
Lineage: Eukaryota; Metazoa; Chordata; Mammalia; Chiroptera; Phyllostomidae
Gene: GRIA2
Product: glutamate ionotropic receptor AMPA type subunit 2
Exons: 17
Coding region: 362-3196 (944 amino acids)
Biological process (GO): modulation of chemical synaptic transmission; synaptic transmission, glutamatergic; monoatomic ion transport
Cellular component (GO): plasma membrane; postsynaptic membrane; AMPA glutamate receptor complex
Molecular function (GO): transmitter-gated monoatomic ion channel activity involved in regulation of postsynaptic membrane potential; AMPA glutamate receptor activity
Source: RefSeq, a predicted model, not a curated record
ACUGAGAGAGACUGAGAGAGGGAGAAGAGAGCGCGAGAGAGGGUGAGUGUGUGUGAGUGCAUGGGAGGGUGCUGAAUAUUCCAAGGCACUGGGACCACAGCGGCAGCUCCGCUGAAAACUGCAUCCAGCCAGUCCCCUGGACUUCAGGAGCAGGGACAGGGUGCAGGGCACCAGCAGCCACCAGCAGGACCUGGGAAAUAGGAAUUCUUCUGCCUCCACUUCAGGGUUGUAGCAGCUUGGUGCUAAAUUGCUCUUUCAAAAUGCGGAGGAUCUAAUUUGCUGAGGAAAACGGCCAAAGAAGGAAGAGGAGGAAAAGGGGGAAAAAGGGGGAUAUUUUGUGGAUGCUCUACUUUUCUUGGAAAUGCAAAAGAUUAUGCAUAUAUCUGUCCUCCUUUCUCCUGUUUUCUGGGGACUUAUUUUUGGUGUCUCUUCUAACAGCAUACAGAUAGGGGGGUUAUUUCCCAGGGGCGCUGAUCAAGAAUACAGUGCAUUUCGGGUAGGGAUGGUUCAGUUUUCCACUUCAGAGUUCAGACUGACACCGCACAUCGACAAUUUGGAGGUAGCAAACAGCUUCGCAGUCACCAAUGCUUUCUGCUCCCAGUUUUCGAGAGGAGUCUAUGCUAUUUUUGGAUUUUAUGACAAGAAGUCUGUAAACACCAUCACAUCGUUUUGUGGGACGCUCCAUGUGUCCUUCAUCACGCCCAGCUUCCCAACUGAUGGCACGCACCCCUUCGUCAUUCAAAUGAGACCUGACCUCAAAGGAGCCCUUCUUAGCUUGAUUGAAUACUAUCAGUGGGACAAGUUUGCGUACCUCUAUGACAGUGACAGAGGCCUAUCGACACUGCAAGCUGUGCUUGAUUCCGCAGCUGAAAAGAAAUGGCAAGUGACUGCUAUCAAUGUGGGCAACAUUAACAAUGACAAGAAAGAUGAGACCUACCGAUCACUUUUUCAAGAUCUGGAGUUAAAAAAGGAACGGCGCGUCAUCCUGGAUUGUGAACGCGACAAAGUCAACGACAUUGUAGACCAGGUCAUCACCAUUGGAAAACAUGUUAAAGGGUACCAUUACAUCAUUGCCAAUCUGGGAUUUACUGAUGGAGACCUGUUAAAAAUUCAGUUUGGAGGUGCAAACGUCUCUGGAUUUCAGAUAGUGGACUAUGAUGAUUCCCUUGUGUCUAAGUUCAUAGAAAGAUGGUCAACACUGGAAGAAAAGGAAUACCCGGGAGCACACACAACUACAAUUAAGUAUACUUCUGCUCUGACCUAUGAUGCUGUUCAAGUGAUGACUGAAGCUUUCCGCAACCUACGGAAGCAGAGAAUUGAAAUCUCCCGAAGGGGGAACGCAGGAGACUGUCUAGCCAACCCAGCAGUCCCCUGGGGACAAGGUGUAGAAAUAGAAAGGGCCCUCAAACAGGUUCAGGUUGAAGGUCUCUCAGGAAAUAUAAAGUUUGACCAGAAUGGAAAAAGAAUAAACUAUACAAUUAACAUCAUGGAGCUCAAAACUAAUGGGCCCCGGAAGAUCGGAUACUGGAGUGAAGUGGACAAAAUGGUUGUUACCCUUACCGAGCUGCCCUCUGGAAACGAUACCUCUGGCCUUGAGAAUAAGACUGUGGUUGUCACUACAAUUUUGGAAUCACCCUAUGUUAUGAUGAAGAAAAAUCACGAAAUGCUUGAAGGCAAUGAGCGCUAUGAAGGCUACUGUGUUGACUUAGCUGCAGAAAUCGCCAAACAUUGUGGGUUCAAGUACAAGCUGACAAUUGUUGGGGAUGGCAAGUAUGGGGCCAGGGAUGCAGACACGAAAAUUUGGAAUGGGAUGGUUGGAGAACUUGUGUAUGGGAAAGCUGAUAUUGCAAUUGCUCCAUUAACUAUUACCCUUGUGAGAGAAGAGGUGAUUGACUUCUCAAAGCCCUUUAUGAGCCUCGGGAUCUCUAUCAUGAUCAAGAAGCCUCAGAAGUCCAAACCGGGAGUGUUUUCAUUUCUUGAUCCUUUAGCCUAUGAGAUCUGGAUGUGCAUUGUUUUUGCCUACAUUGGGGUCAGUGUAGUUUUAUUCCUGGUCAGCAGAUUUAGCCCCUACGAGUGGCACACUGAGGAGUUUGAAGAUGGAAGAGAAACACAAAGUAGUGAAUCAACUAAUGAAUUUGGGAUUUUUAAUAGUCUCUGGUUUUCCUUGGGUGCCUUUAUGCAGCAAGGAUGCGAUAUUUCGCCAAGAUCCCUCUCUGGGCGCAUUGUUGGAGGUGUGUGGUGGUUCUUUACCCUGAUCAUAAUCUCCUCCUACACGGCUAACUUAGCUGCCUUCCUGACAGUAGAGAGGAUGGUGUCUCCCAUCGAAAGUGCUGAGGAUCUUUCUAAGCAAACAGAAAUUGCUUAUGGGACAUUAGACUCUGGCUCCACUAAAGAGUUUUUCAGGAGAUCUAAAAUUGCAGUAUUUGAUAAAAUGUGGACCUACAUGAGAAGUGCGGAACCCUCUGUGUUUGUGAGGACCACAGCCGAAGGGGUGGCGAGAGUGCGGAAGUCGAAAGGGAAAUACGCCUACUUGCUGGAGUCCACGAUGAAUGAGUACAUUGAGCAAAGGAAGCCUUGCGACACCAUGAAAGUUGGUGGAAACCUGGAUUCCAAAGGCUAUGGCAUCGCGACACCUAAAGGAUCUUCAUUAAGAAAUGCGGUUAACCUCGCAGUACUAAAACUGAAUGAACAAGGCCUGUUGGACAAAUUGAAAAACAAAUGGUGGUACGACAAAGGAGAGUGCGGCAGCGGGGGAGGUGAUUCCAAGGUCAGCCCCAGAGAGAAAAGUGAUGGAACCCCAGUAAAUCUUGCAGUAUUGAAACUCAGUGAGCAAGGCGUCUUAGACAAGCUGAAAAACAAAUGGUGGUACGAUAAAGGUGAAUGUGGAGCCAAGGACUCUGGAAGUAAGGAAAAGACCAGUGCCCUCAGUCUGAGCAACGUUGCUGGAGUAUUCUACAUCCUUGUCGGGGGCCUUGGUUUGGCAAUGCUGGUGGCUCUGAUUGAGUUCUGUUACAAGUCAAGGGCCGAGGCGAAACGAAUGAAGAUGAUCUUGAGUGAUGCCAUGAGGAACAAGGCAAGGCUGUCAAUUACAGGAAGUACUGGAGACAAUGGACGUGUUAUGACUCCAGAAUUUCCAAAAGCAGUGCAUGCUGUCCCUUACGUGAGUCCUGGCAUGGGGAUGAAUGUCAGUGUGUGA